CACUAAAAAUGAAAGCGUUUUUCGUGCUUUGCCUGGCUACCUUAGUCUACUCUAAAAGCUUCGUGGGUCGUCCGAAGACACAAAAUGUAAAAAGAUGCGUCAAUGUGUGGGAUGAAGGUUGUAUCAACGGCCAGUUAAAUGGAGCUGGUAGCGACGACAAUUUCCUAAACGGAGGGUUCAACCCGGGCAAGCGAUGCGUCAACAUGUGGGACGAGGGUUGCAUCAACGGACAACUUGGUGGAGCUGGUGGUGAUGACAACUUCUUGAAUGGCGGGUUCAACCCGGGCAAGCGAUGCGUCAACAUGUGGGACGAGGGCUGCAUCAACGGACAACUUGGUGGAGCUGGUGGUGAUGACAACUUCUUGAAUGGAGGUUUCAACCCGGGCAAGCGAUGCGUCAACAUGUGGGACGAAGGUUGCAUUAACGGACAACUUGGUGGAGCUGGUGGUGAUGACAACUUCUUGAACGGCGGGUUCAACCCGGGCAAGCGAUGCGUCAACAUGUGGGACGAGGGUUGCAUCAACGGACAACUUGGUGGAGCUGGUGGCGAUGACAACUUCCUAAAUGGCGGCUUUAACCCCGGCAAGAGAUCUCUGCAACUACACGACCUCCUCGUAAAGUUACAGAAGUCGCACAAGAAGAAUUAAAACUGAAUCAGCCUGCAAAGCUUUGGAAACUUUAAACUUCUUCUAUUUAAGUUUAUUUUUCAAUGUUUUAAGUUUAUCAAUCUCUCGCCUCUUUUAAAUUUAAGAGGAGGGAAGAGAUAAAUUUUUCAAUUCAAAGUUUUGUAGGCAAACACCAAACGCAAACUAUAUUUUUGUCUAGUCUCAUCUUUGUAAACAAAUAAACAUUUAAACAACUG
Molecule: messenger RNA, 862 nt
Organism: Ostrinia nubilalis (European corn borer)
Lineage: Eukaryota; Metazoa; Arthropoda; Insecta; Lepidoptera; Crambidae
Exons: 8
Coding region: 9-647 (212 amino acids)
Source: RefSeq, a predicted model, not a curated record